AUGGGCUCGCAACCUUCAAAACCAGGCGAAAUCACGGUGUUUCAACCAAAGACACAAAUUGACUUCUCAGAGACGCUGUUGUCUCAAUUGGAAUCUUCCAAGGAAACGAAUUACACAAGAAAGCAGUUGGCGGACCGAUACAUCGAACAGAGAGUGUCCGAUAGGCUGUCGGAGCUGGAAGAAGAGACUUUGAAAAAGUUUGAGAGCAAGUUGCAGAACUCGUUGCUUCAGAGUGAUAAGACAGAUGAAUCUGGCGUAUCGUCCAAUCUGUUGAACGAGAAGAUUGAAAAACUUAACAAAAAAUUGGACUCCUUGCAAGAGAUGGACAAAUCCAGGAGCUCGAAGUUUGGUGAGGAUCCAGCUAAGAAAAAUUUGCGUAAAUGCCUUUUGGAAAAUAAGGGGAAACCGCUAAACUGUUAUGUAGAGAUUGAGAAAUUCAAAAAAUUGGUCAUGGAUCAGGUCUAA
Messenger RNA from Zygotorulaspora mrakii, 465 nucleotides. It is a transcript of the gene MIC19, whose product is annotated as Mic19p. The record is from RefSeq and is a predicted model, not a curated record. The transcript has a single exon. NCBI's taxonomy places the organism in Eukaryota, Fungi, Ascomycota, Saccharomycetes, Saccharomycetales, Saccharomycetaceae. The coding region runs from base 1 to 465 and encodes 154 amino acids.